GUCGCCGUCGGCGAUUGGCUUCCACGCUCCGGACUCAUCCACGCCGGCCUCGUAUCGCCCUCGCCGUCGACAUCGCCGCCGCCAGUCAGAGUCGAGAAUAAGCAGCAGUGAUCUGUCCCACUUGGUGGAAUGCCUUGUUACUACGAUGUUGAUGACAUCCUCAUGGAGGAGGAGCCUAUUUCGGUAGUUUUCCAAGUAACUGCAAAUGGCGUCGGUCUGCUAGAUCCUGGUGCUGAGAGAAACAGUGUUGAAAAGGGUGCGAAGGUCGACCUUCCAUUGUGGCUUGCACACGGGAUGCUGUCUCUAGAACAAGCGGUGUCAAUAAAUGUACCUCCUUGCUUCACCCAGAAAACUCGGAAGGAGAUCCAAGCUGAUGCAGCUUGUGUUGAUUUGAGGAUUCGGUGCCCUUACUUUUAUAAGCUAGGAUGCAAGAUUGUUCCUUUGGUGAGUGAUAAGAGCAUUGGCCAGUUCUUGCGCUAUGCAUUCACCAGUAGGUACAAGGAGAUACUAAGCAAGUCGCACAGCUCUUCCACAAUGACAGUGCCCAAGUUUGCCUCACGCCUUACAACAGAAGAAGCUCAAGUGUUCGAAUCUGCUAGGGAAUCGAUGGCUGCUUUCAAGAGAUGGCGUGUUGGGGGUGCAAGGCUACAGAAGGCAUCCAUUCUUGGCAGGAAGAGGAAGACAAAACUUCCUGAUGGGUCCUCUACGGCCUGAAAAGUAGCUGUGUUUACCGCUGGAAUGAAGCAUUAGAGCUACUGGUUGAUCCGGUACUGUAGUGAAAGGAAAAAAAACCGAGGCAAUUCCGUUAUGAGAUCAGACAUCAAAUAUCUUACUUAAAUUAGCUCAUAUUCCCAUGACCUGCAAGGAAAUACUACCAACUUAUUUAUUUUUUCUAUGACAGCAACCAACUUAUCUGUUUG
Messenger RNA from Lolium rigidum, 920 nucleotides. Its product is annotated as probable DNA replication complex GINS protein PSF3. The transcript has 7 exons. Gene Ontology annotation, cellular component: GINS complex. The coding region runs from base 130 to 714 and encodes 194 amino acids. NCBI's taxonomy places the organism in Eukaryota, Viridiplantae, Streptophyta, Magnoliopsida, Poales, Poaceae. The record is from RefSeq and is a predicted model, not a curated record. Gene Ontology annotation, biological process: mitotic DNA replication initiation.